GCUCAACUGGUCAACCCGGUUUCAUGGGACCGCCAGGUGUUCAAGGUUUGAACGGAUUCAAUGGACCACCUGGACUCCCUGGCAGCCAAGGAAGAACAGGGGCUACAGGAAGAACCGGCGCUACUGGUCCUCAGGGACCUUUUGGGCAACAAGGGCCUCUUGGACCCAGUGGUAGCCAAGGCCCAAGAGGGCCCGACGGUCCCCGUGGUAAUGAUGGUCCGGCUGGUACACCAGGGCCCCAAGGUCGUACUGGAGCUAUCGGAUUUCCUGGAGCAACUGGCACUUUUGGAUUUCCAGGACGGAUUGGAGAUACAGGUUUCUCAGGCUUUACCGGAGAUACUGGCAGAGAUGGAGCCGUGGGUCUGCAAGGAGAUAGCUUUACUGGCGCCCCUGGCAACGAUGGACGGCCUGGAGCACAAGGAAUACAAGGUACUCAAGGAUUUCAAGGCCAACCAGGAUCCGUUGGUUUUCCGGGAUCAAAAGGAUUUACUGGCGGUACCGGACUAAGGGGAGCCAGUGGCUCUCCGGGGCAAAAUGUGUUUGGCCCUGUUGGACCACCGGGCAUGAUGGGGCCUACAGGAUCGACUGGGCCACCAGGACAACCAGGAGCACCAGGACCCCUAGGACCAGCUGGAUCAGCCGGAUCAAGCGCCGCAGCUUCCACUUCUGGGACAUGCAAACCAGUGAAUGAAUGCUGGGUCGACAACAGGCUAUGCUCGCAAUUGUGUGUGGACACGUUUGACAGUUACUACUGCUCCUGUUACGAUGGCUAUCAAUUAGAGACUACGACCAACAGCUGUCCAAAUUCUCUGCAAUGUCAGUCCGUCUCUGCUGAUUUGGUUUUUGUGGUUGACAAUUCCUUCUUCGUAUGCAUGAGUGCAUCGACGUGUCAGUCGUAUCGAGACGUCCUCUCCUUCAUCAACAGUCUCAUCAACACUCUCAGCAGCAACACCAGAGUUGGCAUGGUUCUCUACUCCAGCACAUCCACCAACUACUUUUAUUUGAAUUCACACAACAGCAUACAGCAAGUUCAAACGGCCAUUACAAGUGCGACGUAUGACGGAUCAACAGGCUCCAACCUUUCGACCGGUCUCAGGGAAAUGAGACUCACUCAGUUCGACCCAACGAGAGAUCGCACUGCUGUGGACAAUGUGGCAAUUAUUUUAGCGAACGGAAUAGACAACAACGCUGCUAGUGAAGCCGCUUUGGCAAUGGAAGCCGGUAUAAUAUUGAUACCAAUCGGUAUUACAUCGCGAGUCAGUCGAACUCAGUUGGCCAGUCUCGCAUCACCUCCUUUCGGCCAGACUCCUAGCUACUUUGUCUCCGAUGCUGGUAAUUCUUUCAACUCCCAGCUGCAGACUGUUUCAUUGAGAGUAUGCCAAAGCGCUUCUCAGAGCCAGUGCCAAGGAAUGGUGAUGGACCUGGUCUUCCUCAUAGACAUCCAACCGCCUUCCUCUGCCACGUGGGAUCAGCUGAAAACCUCCCUCGUUCAGAUCGUUCAGACCUUGGAUGUUGGCCAAUCUGCAGUCAGAAUCGGCAUCGUAACAUUUUCAUCGGCGGCCGUCGUUACGCAGUACUACUUGAAUCAGUUUUUCAGUAGAGACGCCGCCAUCAACGCUAUCAACCAAUUAUCAGCGAACGUUCAGGGCACUUCCAGCUCCAACUGGUUGAGUGCCUUCCAAGCUCUCCGCACUUCACAAUUCACAUCAAACAAUGGCGAUCGAACUGAUGUGCCGAACGUUGCAAUUCUCUUUGCUUUCAACCCGUCAACUGUCCAAUCUCUUGGCUUACUUGACGAGGCAGGACGACUGUCGAAGGCAAACAUAAAGUUGUACGCGUACGGAUGGACGGUUUCCGGCAUGGACUCCUCCCUCACCUAUAUCUCAUCCUAUCCCCACCUGAAAACUGAACAGUGGGCGUUGAUGGACGAUACCAAGAUCAAGUACUUCCCGUCUACCCUGACAACGGAUUUGUGCAGACCUGUACUGCAGGCGAGCUGCCGCAAGACCGAAUAUGGAGGCUAUCAGUGUUUCUGCCCUCUGGAUACCUGUGACAUCAUCCCUCUGAAUGGCACUAAAUGUGUCGAUAUCAACGAAUGUGCAACUAACAAUGGCGGUUGUCAGCAACUUUGUAGCAACUCAAUAGGUUCAUUCGCUUGUUCGUGUCAGUCUGGAUUCAGAUUGGCGUCAGACAAAAUGAAUUGUGAAGAUAUAAACGAAUGCCUACAGCCAAAUGUAUGCACUUCUGGAUAUUGCGUCAACUCCUACGGCUCGUUCUACUGCCUCAAGUACAAUGCUAACCCUCCUCCACAGAAUCUAGCCUCCAUGUUGAAUCCUGCCGACAGCAACAACAACAACAUGACGUCAUUAUCGGCGUCGAAGGAAGAACCUAUCACAAGCUCCACUUUGGUGAUUGUUGGAGCACUAUCAGCACUCUUCUCCGUCGUCUAUGUCACUCUUUGCACAAUCAUCUUCUUCGUCAUCGUCAGCAAAUGUGAAGAGGACGACGACAAUGACAUUCUUGACGACUGUGACAUGCGCAAGAGUAGUAACAACAUUUUCUCUCUGGGAGCUGGCUCGCUCAAAGGAAGUGAGUUUGGAUCGGUAAAAUCCAAAUUUGGAUUUUUCGACCAGGAUCAAUUUGGUAACAAAGUUGUGGCCAGAACAAAACGAGAGAAAGUUAGCGGUUCAGCAUUUACGAAUGAUGACGGUGUCGUUGGCAGCACUAACAGCAAUGAAGUUAGAGCCAGCGAGGCAUAAACAUUCCAAUGCUCUUCUACUUUUUCUUUCAAAUACGGUUGACCAGGCAUAGCAAUAAAAUGAACUUCAUUACUUUAUGUUAACACUGUGACAAACUUGAAUCAAUUUGUUCCACGUUAAUUAAUGACUAACUUCUUCAUUCACACAUUUUCGUUUUUACUCUUCAAUUUUAUCAUUUAUAUGCCGUUGAUGUUGUUUGAUGAUUAACACUUCUUUAUAUUUCAAGAUGUUCAUUUAAAAAGGAAUAGACUGUCUUUGUUUAACGUUCGAUAUAUAUAUAUAUAUAUAUAUAUAUAUAUAUAUAUAUAUAUAUAUGUGUGUGUGUGUGUGUGUGGUUGUAUGCGUAUUUAUUACACGAGCAUUUUACAAGGCAUAUUAGUUGAACGUAUAAAAAUAACGCUAACACCUCGUUGAAUUAUUUUUUAAUGUUCUUAUUCAUUUAUGAGUAACAAUAAAUGAUUCAGUCUGA
Molecule: messenger RNA, 3228 nt
Organism: Helobdella robusta
Lineage: Eukaryota; Metazoa; Annelida; Clitellata; Rhynchobdellida; Glossiphoniidae
Exons: 14
Coding region: 24-2759 (911 amino acids)
Molecular function (GO): calcium ion binding
Source: RefSeq, a predicted model, not a curated record